Messenger RNA from Rhineura floridana, 2319 nucleotides. Its product is annotated as carnitine O-acetyltransferase-like. Gene Ontology annotation, molecular function: carnitine O-acetyltransferase activity. The record is from RefSeq and is a predicted model, not a curated record. Gene Ontology annotation, biological process: carnitine metabolic process, CoA-linked. NCBI's taxonomy places the organism in Eukaryota, Metazoa, Chordata, Lepidosauria, Squamata, Rhineuridae. The coding region runs from base 111 to 2000 and encodes 629 amino acids. Gene Ontology annotation, cellular component: peroxisome. The transcript is spliced from 14 exons.
UUGCAACCGGGUCACACUCAGCUCUCUGCCCUCCCACCCACCUUCCCUCCGCCCCCAUCCAGCUCUGAGGAACCCCUCAGCUGUUGAGGAAAGCGCAUGGGACCCUUGCGAUGGGAAGGUGGAGGUUGAUGUGGCGGUCGUGGGGGCGCACAAAGCCCCCAGUCCUAAGGUCUACGACACUCCACCGCAGGAAUGCGUCGUCUUUCCCACUCCCUCGUCAGCCCCUGCCCUCGCUGGCGGAGACCAUGGCCCGAUACCUGCGCUCCCUGGAGCCCCUGGUGAGUCCUGAGGAACUGGAGCAGACGCGGCAACUGGUGGCUGAGUUUGGGGUGCCUGACGGAGAGGGCGAGAGGCUCCAGGCACGGCUGCAGCGCAGGGUGGAUCGCAUGGAGAACUGGAUCACAGACUGGUGGGUUCAAUCAGCCUAUCUGGAAAGCCGCCUCCCGCUGGCUGUUCACUCGAGCCCGGCUGUUGUGCUGCCUAAGCAAGAUUUUAACGAUUGGAAAGGACAGCUGAGGUUUGCUGCAAAACUCAUUGCUGGUGUGCUGGAUUUCAAGGCAAAGAUUGACACUCAGACCCUGAUAGUUGAAUAUUCCCGAGGCUACCCUCUCUGUAUGGACCAAUAUUCCCGCAUCUUCGCCUCAUGCAGACUUCCAGGGCCUAAACAUGAUUCCGUCUUGCUGCCUGCACCUGGCCGGAGACCCCCCACCUACAUCACUGUAGUCCGCAACUUCCAGUUCUUUCAGCUCGAAGUGUACAACAGCGACGGGACCCCCCUCACCGUUGACCAGCUACACUGGCAGCUCCAGCGAAUCCGUGCCCAGUCUUGGAAGACAGAUAAGGAGCCCCUGGGGGUGCUGACUAGUGACCACCGACAUACGUGGGGACAGGCCUACACCACUCUCAUGAGAGACAAGCUGAACCGGGAAUCCGCACGUGCAAUCCAGCGUAGCCUCUUCACCGUCUGCCUGGACGCACCUGUCCUGAAAGUCUCGGAUGCUCUUGCAGCAAGCCGUCUUGCGGCACAAAUGUUGCACGGCGGAGGCAGCUACUCCAAUAGUGGGAAUCGCUGGUUCGACAAGACUCUGCAGUUUAUUGUGGGAGAAGAUGGCUCCUGUGGGGUGCUUUAUGAACAAGCUGUUGCUGAAGGGCCACCGAUUGCCAUGAUCAUAGACCACGUCCUUGACUACUGCAAAGAUCCUGUCCCGGUCCGUGCCCCGCUGAUACCUCUGCAGUUGCCCAAAAAACUCUACUUCUGCUUCACUCCAGAAAUCAAGCGUGACAUUGAGCAUGCCAAGCAGAACCUGGACAUUCUCAUCACUGACCUGGACAUCAGCUGUUUCACUUACUGUGGGUUUGGCAAGGAACUUCUCAAACGCCUUAGGCUGAGCCCAGACUCUGUCCUGCAAGUGGUGCUACAGCUAGCCUAUUACAGGGCACAUGGGGAACUGUGUCCCACUGCUGAGUCGGCCUCUCUCCGUCGCUUCCAUCGUGGCCGGACAGAGACCAUCCGUUCCACUACCUCUGCCGCACUGGCCUUUGUCCGGGCUAUGGCUGAUGACAGCUGUCAGGCUCUGGAAAGAUUGUCUUUGCUGAAGAAAGCUGUUGAGGUCCACAGCACCCUUACAGAGCAGGCUCUGGAUGGGCAAGGCAUUGACCGCCAUUUGCUGGGACUGAAACUGGAGGCCAUUGCUGAUGGCUUCCGUGUGCCAGAACUUUUCAUGGACACUUCCUACGCUGUGGCCUCUUAUUGGAAACUCUCCACAGGACAGGUAGCUGCCCGCACGGAUUGUGUGAUGUGCUACGGGCCACUGGUGCCUGAUGGAUAUGCUGUCUGCUACAACCCUCUGCCUACCCACGUUAACUUUGCUGUCACUGCCUUCAAUUGUUGCCAGGAGACCAAUGCUGAGCAUCUGGCUGGAAGCCUCCAGAAGGCCCUGGAUGAUGUGGGGGCUUUGCUGGGGAACUGGGGAGCUGGCAGCCAUCAAAGACAACCUUGAGAAACACUCCAUACCUCUAUUUCCUCACCUUGGACCCAACUGUGGCUUACAGAGAAUUCUCUGCGCCUCGUACCAAUGCUCCACUUAUUACCCAUAAUUCCAUAUGUCUCGGGCCCCACAUCUGUGUCCUGCCAUUCCUUUGUGCCAAAGCUUGUUGCCCAGGUAUCAUCCAACCUUUCUUACCCAUAGUGCCCUUUGUAACCCACAAGAGGGGACCUAUCAGAAGGCAGUCAUUUUUUCCCCUACAUGGUCAUAAUUCAAAGCCAAAUCUAAUUUAUUUCCAGGUUGAAUAAUGAAAUAAAGAUUCUUUCAGAAAAAA